Messenger RNA from Aspergillus niger, 741 nucleotides. RefSeq lists its product as uncharacterized. Gene Ontology annotation, biological process: endocytosis; septin cytoskeleton organization; fungal-type cell wall organization. Gene Ontology annotation, cellular component: cell cortex; membrane raft; plasma membrane. NCBI's taxonomy places the organism in Eukaryota, Fungi, Ascomycota, Eurotiomycetes, Eurotiales, Aspergillaceae. Bases 1 to 741 code for a protein of 246 amino acids. The record is from RefSeq and is a predicted model, not a curated record. The transcript has 4 exons.
AUGGCUCUCAGCAGAGUUGCAAUGGGCUUCCUAGGCCUGUUCUUCACGGCCGGUGCUCUUCUGUUGAUGUUCCUGACUUUGUUGGGCGGAGCGAGAAACUCGCGGCCCUUGAACGAAAUCUUCUUCCUGCAGGUCGACACAAGCAAUAUCCCAGGUGCCCCAUCCCUAUCUCGCUGGACGUUCUGGGAGAUAUGUGCAGUGACGGCGAAUGGAAAGAAUCUAUGCGGAUCGUCGUACCCAGACUUCCCAUUUGAUCCUCCGAGCCACCGCAACUUUGACACCACUCAGAACAUUCCCUCUGCUUUCAUUGGCACGAACCACUACUUCCUGACAUCUCGGUUCUCGUUCCCCUUCCUCAUCAUCGCGCUAUUCUUUGGCGUGGUGUCGCUGUUCACUGGGUUCCUGGCCAUGUGCACGCGCAUUGGCAGCUAUGUAUCUUCGCUCAUGGCUUGGAUCGCCUUGGUUUUCCAGAUCAUCACGACUUGCCUCAUCACGGCUGUUUACGUCCAGGGCCGCAACAAGUUCAACGCCAAUGGCCAGAGCGCCAGCGUGGGUGUUAAGGCUUUCGCUUUCAUGUGGACUGCUGUGGCUUGCUUGAUGCUUGCAUGCAUGUUCUAUUGCAUGGGUGGUGCUGUCGGACGCAAAGAAAGAGGAUACAGUGGCCGUGAGCACCGCCGGCGCGGUUUCUUCUCGUCCGCACGCUCAAACAGCGUAAGAAGCAACAAGGAGACUGCGCCAUAA